Messenger RNA from Thamnophis elegans (Western terrestrial garter snake), 1023 nucleotides. RefSeq names its product caM kinase-like vesicle-associated protein. Gene Ontology annotation, cellular component: intracellular anatomical structure. Gene Ontology annotation, molecular function: calcium/calmodulin-dependent protein kinase activity; calmodulin binding; ATP binding. Gene Ontology annotation, biological process: peptidyl-serine phosphorylation. NCBI's taxonomy places the organism in Eukaryota, Metazoa, Chordata, Lepidosauria, Squamata, Natricidae. The record is from RefSeq and is a predicted model, not a curated record.
AUGGCCCCUGUCCUCCAGCUUUACUUGUCCCCAUGCAACGAACCCUUAUGCCUUGCUGAGUGGCAGUAUCUCUCAGGAACUAAGAACGCCUACACUGCUGGCAAAUAUGUAUCCAAAGAGAAUGGAAAAGAGGGCAAUGCCAAGCAAGAGUCAGAAGAGAAUCCAUUCCACAAGUCAGAGAGGGCUACUGGCGGCGAUGUUUUUGACUGGAUCCUAGACCAGGGCUACUACACAGAGGAUGCCAGCAAUGUUGUGCGGCAAGUGCUGGAGGCAUUAGCUUAUUUACAUAAUCUGCACAUUGUUCACCGCAAUCUAAAGCUGGAGAAUCUUAUGUACUACAACCAGAAUAACCGCUCAAAAGUGGUUCUGCGGGAUUUCUAUCUCUCACGCUUUGAGAAUGGUGCCAUCACAGACCCAUGUGGGACCCCUGAAUACUUAGCUCCUGAAGUGGUUGCUCGGCAACGCUAUGGACGUCCUGUAGACUGCUGGGCUGUCGGAGUUAUCAUGUUAUUCUAUGUCUGGGAACCCCCAUCUAUGAUGACACAGAUGAUUGAAAAUAGCGACAGUCACAACCGCCGAAUCUUCCGCAAAAUUCUGGUGGGGAGUACGAUUUUGAUCUCCCAUAAUUGGGAUGAUAUCUCCGUCGCUGCUAAAAAAUUGGUGACGAGACUAAUGGAGGUAGAUCAAGACCAACGAAUCACAGCCCAAGAAGCCUUGGGACAUAUCUGGAUAUCGGGAAACAUUGCUUCCGAAAAGAACCUCAAAGAAGGGGUCUGUGCACAGAUUGAGAAAAAUUUUGCCAAGGCUAAAUGGAGGAAAGCCAUCCGAGUCACUACAUUCAUGCAACGUCUCCGGGCCACAGAUGUCAGUGGCCGCCUCCCUGUUACUCCUCGUACCUCUAUGAGCGUGGCUCACGAGGUCACCAUUGAAGCUCCCAGACUGGCUGAACAUUUGGAGACUCCAUGUUCACUAGAGGAGCAAGAGAGCAAGACAGAAGUAGUAGCUGCUGAGCAGAGAGAAUAA